CAACUCAAAUCUGCCAAACACUCUUCUCUCUCUCUCUCUCUCUCUCUUUGUUUCCGCCUAUUCCCAUUUUCAGACCAAAUACAAAUUCACCAUCUGUUUCCAAAAACACAUCUCUCUCUACCCAUCUGCUACUAAAUUUCCUUAGUCUCCUGAAAUGGUCUCAGAAGAGGAGAAGAUGAGAGUUGUUUUCUUGACAAAGCCAUUGUCAUUAGAAAGCGAAUCGAAUGGUGAUUACAGAGCUCCUAAUAUACUUAAGCGCGUCCUAAGCCUAUUCAGAAAUGUACGGCCAGGAUCAGAUCUCACUCGCUUCCAGCUGUCACCUCUCUUUAACAUACCAAAGUCACAGCUCCAGUGUUUCGGCGAAUGUGUGUACUGCAUUAAUAAUGAUAUGUUAGGGAAUUGCAACAAAGGGGAAACCCCCAAGGACAGGUUCACAGCCGUUGUAUCGUGGAGUAUUUCUACUUUGCGUCCUAUGAUUUUUGGAAUUGCUCCAUACAACCCCAUUCUUGGAGAAACUCAUCAUGCGUCAAGGGGGAACCUCAAUGUUCUACUUGAGCAGAUUUCACAUCAUCCACCAGUUACUGCGAUGCAUGCAACUGAUGAGAAAUCAAACGUUGAAAUGAUAUGGUGUAACCAUCCUACUCCCAAAUUCUAUGGUACUUCCGUGGAAACUGAGGUGCAUGGAAAAAGGGAGCUGAAGCUCCUGAAUCAUGGAGAAACUUAUGAAAUGAACGCCCCAAAACUUUUAAUCAAAUUCCUCCCAGUACCUUGGGUUAAUUGGGUUGGUGAAAAUAGAAUCCGUUGUCAUGAGACCGGCCUUGAAGCUGAGUUAAACUAUGGAAGCAGUUCCCUUUUUGGCCUUAGGGGAAAUCCUAGAUCAGUCAAGGGAAAGAUCUUCGACUCAUCAUCCUUGGAGAUUCUUUAUGAGAUAGAUGGUCAAUGGGAUAGAACUGUCAAAUUGAAGGACGUUAGCAGUGGGAAAGAAACAGUUAUAUACAAUGCAAAAGAAGCCAUCUCAGGACUCAAAUCUCCAGUUGUUACAGAUCCGAAGGGAGUCUGGCCGAGUGAGUCAGCUGUGAUCUGGGGUUUGUUAAGCCAAUCUAUCCUGAACAAGGACUGGGGAAGAGCAAGAGAAGAAAAGAAAGAAGUUGAAGAAAAACAAAGGGAGCUAUUUAGAGAAAGAGAAGCCAGAGGUGAAACUUGGGCUCCUAAGCAUUUCAUUGUGAAUUAUAGCAAAGAAGGUGGAUGGGAUUGCUCACCCAUUCACAAGUGGGUACCACCAGCCCCCAUAUCUGUACCCAUCUCGUAAGUGUGCAUCAACAAUCAGAAAACUUAUUGGUUCAACUUUUCUCUUCUAAUUCAUAGACUUUUGGUUGUGA
Rosa rugosa (rugosa rose) is the source of this 1379-nucleotide messenger RNA. Its product is annotated as oxysterol-binding protein-related protein 4B-like. The record is from RefSeq and is a predicted model, not a curated record. Gene Ontology annotation, cellular component: membrane; cytosol; intracellular membrane-bounded organelle. The transcript is spliced from 7 exons. Bases 155 to 1309 code for a protein of 384 amino acids. Gene Ontology annotation, molecular function: sterol binding. NCBI's taxonomy places the organism in Eukaryota, Viridiplantae, Streptophyta, Magnoliopsida, Rosales, Rosaceae.